AUGACACGACUCUACUGGGCCAUGUUAUUGAUCGGGUUUUGUUCCAGUUCAGAGAGCACUAUAAUCAUCAGAGAGCCUGGUGAGAGCAUCACUUUGAAGUGCUCAUCAGAAGGAUGCCCCCAAAACAAUGAUGGAUAUGCUGGGAUGUAUCUGUAUCAUAACUUUAUUGAACAGAAAGAGGUGUAUUUCUAUGGUAACUAUGCCAACAGCAAAAUCAUGGAGCGACCACGAUACGAAGGCAGGAUUGAGUCAAACGGCGCUCCCAUGAACCACAACAUCACCAUCAGCAACUUGACCGUGGAUGAUUCUGGUGUCUACACUUGUGUCUACAAAGAAUCCGCUGACAAAGGUGUCAACUGCAAUGUCUACACAGUUUUCGUGAGAGAAGUGGCACCAUGCCUGGGACAAGAUGACCUUCCCACCUCGGUGUUAGUUGUCAUUACCUGCACGUACCUUAGCGUGCUGUUAAUCAUAAUCUUUAUCCUACUGAUAGUCCACAGGGUGAAACAAAGGAAGAGCUGCAGAAGAUUAUCCAGGAGUUCGCAGCAAGAACCAGAUGAUUAUGUGUAUGAAGUUAUGACCAAGAACAGCCUCUACACUUUGGCAACUUCACCGCAGCAAUCUUAAAGUCCUUAUGAGU
Molecule: messenger RNA, 640 nt
Organism: Maylandia zebra (zebra mbuna)
Lineage: Eukaryota; Metazoa; Chordata; Actinopteri; Cichliformes; Cichlidae
Biological process (GO): adaptive immune response
Cellular component (GO): membrane
Molecular function (GO): signaling receptor activity
Source: RefSeq, a predicted model, not a curated record